GGGUUUCAUUUUCCCCUUUGCCUUCCUCCCUCCCCUUUCAACGCGGGUGUUGCGAUCGAUCGGGAUGGAGGCGGAGACGGAGACGGGGGCGGCGGGGGCGAAGAGACAACUCCGGACAGAGUCGAAUGAGGCCGGGAGGAAGAAGGUGGCGGGGCCGGUGACGGCGGCGGGGGGGACGAAGACAGAGAUCCCGUCGAUGUUGGAGGCUUCGUUUAAACUGAUCGAACACGCCAGGCUGAAGAGCGCGGUGGCCAGGCUGAACAAGGCGAACCCCGGCGCGCCGCCUCUCGUGCUCGAGGCGCUCACGGAGCAGGAGCGGGCGACGCUGGUGGAAGAGGAGAAGGAGUUUAUGAGGAAGGUCUCGGCGGAGAACUCGAAGCGGCGGCUCGCACAAUACGAAGCGGAGCUAGCCCAGGAUCCGCCGGAGGAGGAGGAGGAGGAGGAUCCUGGCAAAGACGAGUGGGACAAGCGCUAUGGCUGCUUCCGCCAGCACUUGGAGGAGAAACGGGCCAAUCAAAACUUCUCUUUCGAAGCCAUCACGCGUAUCCCCGCCAUGUGUUUCACGGAUAAGCCGAUUCCUGGCCACGACAGCUACAGGCCUAGUGUGCAGAUCUUUACUGUCAAGGUCGCGGAAAUAAAUGGAGGUUUAUGCUGGCCGCUGGAUGUGUUUGGUAUGAUCGCCGUGCGUGACAAACUGGAUUACAGUCGCAAUAUUAUCUUCAGCCGCACGAGGGACAACCCCCAAACCCUCACUCAACAGGAUCCAUAUUUUCUAUUGACAGGUCCUACCCGUGCUCCUGUGUAUAGAAGGUAUGUGUACUUUGAGGCUGUGCUGAAAGUGAAGGGAACUACCGAAUCCGAGGACAGGGAUCUAAGCCUUUUAUUUGAAUGCUACAUAUGUUGCGUAGCUCCCAAUUUAUGCGCGAACGAGGGAGACUGCAGUUCCAAAUCUUGUGUGGCCAGUACACUCUACAGCAGCAAGCUCAGCACGCUCGAGCUCCAGUGUGGUCUCGUCGUGUCCUCCGUCGAGGCCACCAUCACACUUCGGAUCCUCGAGGGUUCGUCGUGGCCAGACGGGUUCCGAGGCCAGUUUACUGCCUGCAUCGGCAGCGUGAGUCACAUGAAGGUCUUGCUUCUCGAUUCAGGAGAAGAGAAGGCUCCUGUUGUUGCUGCUGACAGCACGGUUGAGCUGUCACGUCGUGUUGUUUCUGUUGAAAGUUUUGGGCAGCUGAUUGUCCAUGGUGUUGUCCAUGGUGUGAUAUUUCGAGGUGGCAAUCAGCAGGGCCAAGUUUUUGCAGAAAAGAAGAAGUCAUUUGCACCUUUAGCAGCAGGUAGAAGCCGUGGUCUGCUUGACCUUGAUGUCUGUAAGUUGGAAGUCACCAUCGCCUGGUCGCGUCUUCUUAAGUACUAUCCGGAUGACGGUUUGCCUCUAACAAAUGGAUCCGCAGGUGCUGAUUCCAGUUGAUGGUUCAACAUUCAUGCUCUUGUGUCAUGGACACAUCGGGCUAUGUUAAAUGUUCUUAUACCCUACGGUUUGUGGCUGUGGCUUGUGCAAAGUUUUGAUUGGGUGUUCGCUGCUUAA
Brachypodium distachyon (stiff brome) is the source of this 1582-nucleotide messenger RNA. RefSeq lists its product as uncharacterized. Lineage: Eukaryota; Viridiplantae; Streptophyta; Magnoliopsida; Poales; Poaceae. The record is from RefSeq and is a predicted model, not a curated record. The transcript is spliced from 3 exons. Bases 65 to 1465 code for a protein of 466 amino acids.